CCAAUGUGUGAUGCGUGUUUGAUAUUGAAUUUUUUGAUUUUUCGAUUUUUGAUUUGGAAAUACAUUGAUUUCACAUGUGAUAAAUCUACAUUGAACAUCGAACAUACACCCACUAACCAAAAAUGUCUUUGUUGAUUGUGUUUGUGUGUGUGUUUUGGUAGCUGUGAAAAGAAAUCAUCCAUCCACAGAUUGAACUACUGAAUUUUCAUAAUUUCUUUUUGUUUUUGUUGCGACUUGAUAAACUUUUUUCCUCUCCAUUUCGUUCAUUGAUCAUAUCUAUCGUGUGUUUUUGUUUGUUUGUUGAUAAAAUGCCACAACCAACCACUGGAAACAAUGUAUCAUCUGCAAAUAAUGCAUCCGAUCUAAAUCAAUCAACAACGACAACGACGACUACGAAUAAUAGAAUGAUGAUCGGAAAACACAAUAAUAAUCAGAAUAAACACAGUAAUAAUAAUAAUAAUAAUAAUAAUCUCCGGUCGAAUAAUCAAUCAGCAAAUCGAUUGCAGCAACAACAACAACAACAACGUAAAGAUGUUCAACGUAAUAAUAAUAAUAAUAAUGAAACAAAUUCAUCAGCAACAAUAACAACAUUUAUACCUGAAAUACGUGAAUAUUUAUUUAAAAUAUUAGUUAUUGGUGAACUUGGUACAGGUAAAACAAGUUUUAUAAAACGUUAUGUACAUCAAUAUUUUUCACAAUAUUAUCGUGCUACUAUUGGUGUUGAUUUUGCAUUAAAAGUUUUAAAUUGGGAUGAUAAUAUAUUAAUACGUUUACAAUUAUGGGAUAUUGCCGGACAAGAACGUUUUGGUAAUAUGACAAGAAUCUAUUAUAAAGAAGCUGUUGGUGCAUUUCUUGUGUUCGAUGUUUCUGCACCAUCAAGUUUUAAUGCUGUAUUAAAAUGGAAACAUGAUUUGGAUACAAAAGUUUGUAUGGCUGAUGGUCAACCAAUACCAUGUUUAUUGUUGGCAAAUAAAUGUGAUGCUAAUAAAGAAGGUAUUGCAGCCGAUCCAGAAAUGUUGGAAAAAUUUUGUAAAGAAAAUAAUUUCUGUGGUUGGUUUUAUACAUCGGCUAAAGAGAAUACAAAUAUUGAAGAAUCGGCUAAAUUUCUUGUCGGUAAAAUUCUACAAAGACAAAAACAUUUUGCAUUGGAAGAUGUUGCCGAUAAUGAUGAUGUUAUUAAUCUAGCCUAUCAUAAUCAUCGUGUAAGUAAAUCGGAAAAAUGUAGCUGUUAGGCUUUCAUCAAGAA
Molecule: messenger RNA, 1246 nt
Organism: Dermatophagoides pteronyssinus (European house dust mite)
Lineage: Eukaryota; Metazoa; Arthropoda; Arachnida; Sarcoptiformes; Pyroglyphidae
Gene: Rab32
Product: RAS oncogene family member Rab32
Biological process (GO): phagosome-lysosome fusion; endosome to lysosome transport
Cellular component (GO): late endosome; trans-Golgi network; Golgi apparatus
Molecular function (GO): GTP binding; GTPase activity
Source: RefSeq, a predicted model, not a curated record